Messenger RNA from Orbicella faveolata, 3105 nucleotides. Its product is annotated as vacuolar protein sorting-associated protein 53 homolog. NCBI's taxonomy places the organism in Eukaryota, Metazoa, Cnidaria, Anthozoa, Scleractinia, Merulinidae. Gene Ontology annotation, cellular component: GARP complex. The record is from RefSeq and is a predicted model, not a curated record. Gene Ontology annotation, biological process: retrograde transport, endosome to Golgi.
ACAACGAAUGCCAAGAUCCCUUUGUAACCGAGCCAAGUGGUGACAGUCUCAGCGGCUUUCACCAUUAGCGAGUCAAGGUCCAAGAUGGCGGCCGAAGUCGAAGAUGAUUUCUUGGAAGAGAGCUUGUCUAAACCUAUAUUCUACUCACCUGAAGUUGAAGAGGCGAUAUCUCAGGUUUUCAAGAGUGAUGAUCCCUUGGACGGCAAAGAUUUUAACCCAGUGGACUAUAUUAAUUCACUCUUUCCCACUGAACAGUCCCUAGCCAAUAUAGAUGAUGUUGUUAGCAAGAUGAGGCUAAGAAUCAGGGGUCUUGAUGAAGAAAUAAGGACCGUUGUUAGAGGGCAGACUAACAUUGGUCAUGAAGGAAGACAAGCUCUUGAUGAAGCCAAACAAGCAAUUCAACAGCUGUUUGCCAAAAUUAUUGACAUUAAAGAAAAGGCAGACAAAUCAGAACAAAUGGUAAAGGAAAUAACAAGAGAUAUCAAGCAACUAGACCAUGCUAAACGACAUUUAACAAGUUCCAUCACAACUCUAAACCACCUCCAUAUGCUGGUGGGUGGAGUGGACACUCUCAUGAAUUUAACGAGAAAGCGGCACUAUGGAGAGGUGGCUAAUCUCUUGCAAGGAGUUGUCAAUGUUCUGGAGCACUUCAAAAAGUACUUUGGAAUUGCUCAAAUUCGACAGUUAGCUGACAAGGUUAAACAAAUCCAGAAUGAACUUGGCACUCAAAUUUUGGCAGAUUUUGAAGAAGCCCUAUCUGUCAAAGGAGUGAAGCCUCCUGCAGGACCAAACUCACAGUUAGCUGAAGCAUGUCAAGUGGUGAAUGUCCUGGAUCCAAAAGUCAAAAAUGAACUGCUGACGUGGUUUGUCAAGCUUCAGUUAGCAGAAUAUCAGCAACUGUUUAAUGAAUCAUUUGAAGUUGCAUGGCUUGAUAAAAUUGACCGCCGUUACUCCUGGUUAAAAAGAGCUCUGGUCAAAUUUGAUGAAGACUUUCAAGGAACGUUUCCUUCUGAAUGGCAUGUGGAGGAGAGAAUUAGUGAAGAAUUCUGCAGAAUAACCAAGAAAGAUUUGUCAAAAAUCAUGACAGCCAGAGUACAAGAAAUUGAUGUCAAACUACUGCUAUUUGCCAUCCAAAGAACAACAACCUUUGAAAGUUUAUUGGCACAGAGGUUUGUUCAUCAUGGUUAUGAGGACACUGAAGAACCAAAGGAGGCCACUGGCAAGCCAAAACAGUCAAAGUUCUUGGGGAUCAUUUCAAGAUGUUUUGAGCCACAUCUUCAUAUUUAUAUAGAAUCGCAAGACAAAAACCUGUCAGAACUGAUGGACAGGUUUGUCCAAGAUUUCAAGUCCCUGGGGAUUCCCAUGGUGGAAGGAGAUGGCAGCAAUGUAGUGUUUCCCAGUGCUGGUGAACUGUUUGUAUUCUACAAGAAAUGCAUGGUCCAGUGUUCGCAGCUCAGCACAGGGCCUCCUCUGCUUUCACUCACAGCAGCAUUCCAGAAGUUUCUUAGGGAGUAUGCCACUAGAGUCCUGAACAAUCAUCUCCCUGUAAAAACCACGGGUGGUCUUGCCAGCAUCUUGAAGGAUUCUAGUGAAGUGAAAUUCAGCAAAGAAGAACAAAGCCUGACGUGCUGUAUCCUAUGUACAGCUGAUUACUGUCUGGAAACCACUCAACAGCUGGAGGAGAAAUUGAAAGAGAAAGUUGAUCCCGAGUUGGCAGAGAAAAUUGAUCUCAAUGGUGAACAAGAUGUAUUCCACAGUGUAAUAUCAAACUGCAUCCAGCUACUUGUGCAAGACCUGGAGAAUGCUUGUGAUGCUCCUUUAACAGCGUUGAUCAAGGUGAACUGGCAGAGCGUGGAAGCUGUGGGAGAUGAGAGCUCUUACGUGACAGCGAUCACAAAUCACCUGAAGGAAGCUGUACCUCUUAUUCGAGAUUAUCUAUCGUCAGCUAGAAAAUACUUCACCCAGUUCUGCGUCAAGUUUGUAAACUCUUUUAUCCCGCGGUUUAUCAGCAACUUAUACAAGUGUAAGCCAAUCAGCACAGUUGGAGCGGAACAGUUGUUACUGGAUACUCAUUCUCUUAAGACAAUUCUGUUGGAUCUUCCGUCCAUUGGCUCUAAAGUGCAGAGAAAGCCUCCAGCGAGUUAUACUAAAGUCGUGGCGAAAGGAAUGAAAAAAGCAGAAAUGAUAUUGAAGGUGGUCAUGUCUCCACACGACCCCGCGGUUGGGUUUGUUGACAAUUACAUCAAGUUGCUUGCAGAUACUGAUACUUCCAACUUUCAAAAACUUCUGGACAUGAAGGGCUUAAAACGCAGCGAGCAACACAGCAUGCUGGAUCUAUUCCGCUCCCGUCUCCCCUCCCCUCCGGCAGGCAGUGUACCUGGAGAGUCCGCGACCGCUCAGUCCCAUGCCACGACCGAGCAGGAAUCGAGCAGAAUAAAGAAGCUGGAGAGACUGAUCAAGAAACCGUUCUAGCUUAUCGCUUGAUGUGGGGGUAGAGGUGGAGGGGAUUUACGUUAACAUUAAGAACUCUGAUGUGGAAAGCAGUGCGAGCUUGAUGUUACGAACUCGUUCGGUUCCGACAAAGUGGUCCGAUUUUGUGGUAUUUUAAUUCCGGAUUCAUGAAAAAUGCAGAGAGUAUUUAACCCUGAUUCAUUCACAUGAAUCGGGGACCAAAACUUUCCGAAUUCGUGACGGAUCCGGUAGUUGAAGAGCAGGAGCAAGUACUAGAUAAGGGAGAAUUCCUUCCUCCCAAGGGCUAAAUGACUCCCCGGUUUUCGGCUUCACCGAAAUUGCCAAGCAACGGACGUAACCAGAUGUCUUUCGGAGGUGCAAAGACUCGGAAAACUCUUCAAUUGGUAUAAGCCCCCUGGAUAAGGUCUUGAAUUCUUGAGUUCUUGGGACAAACAUAUCUGUAAAUAUGCUUAAAUUUAAAAAGAAUUAAUGGCGGAAAAUUCUAUUCGAAUGUUUCACGAAAAGUUUCCUAAAAUGUAGAUUAGUAGAUUCAUUUUAUUUAAAAUGACGAACAUAUAUUAUCACGAAUUAAAUGUCAAACUCCCCCAGCAGCUCUAACGGUUAUGGUUUGCAAUAAAAUCUCUCUUCCACACA